AUGGCAACUGCUCUAUAUUCCAAAGGUUAUGUUCAUUCCUUGCAUGAUUAUUCUCUCUUCUACAAGAAAUCACCUUCUUCCAUAAUUUUUGUUGUUGUACAUGUUGAUGAUGUCAUUAUUACUGGGACCAGUUCUACAGAGAUCACUGAGUUGAAAACGUUCUUACAUGACCAAUUCAAGAUUAAGGACCUAGGCAGACUUCACUACUUUCUUAGUUUAGAGGUCCUUUACAAAGAAGAUGGGGUUAUCAUCUCCCAGAGAAAAUUUGCACUGGAUCUUCUGAAGGAGUUUGACUGUCUCCAUUACACUAAUCUUGCUUCUCCUCUUGAUCCCAAUGUCAAACUAAAAGCUAAAGAGGGAGUUGAUCCUCGAGAGCCCCACUUACAGGCUGCACUUCACUUGCUUAGGUACCUCAAGGGUGAUCCCACACUUGGUAUUUUUAUGUCUAAUAAUCCUGAUUGUACCAUUAAAGGGUAUUGUGACUCUGACUGGGCUGCCUGCCCAGAUUGCAGGAGGUCAGUCAGUGGUUACUUGGUGCUUCAAGGUACUAGUCCUAUUAGUUGGAAGUCUACGAAGAAAGAAACCAUUUCUCUUUCCUCCGCUGAAGCUGAAUAUAGGUCCCUUAGAAAGGUAGUUGGAGAACUAACUUGGUUAUGCAGAUUGUUUGAGGAGCUGACUGUUCCCUUUUCUACACCUACUUUUCUCUCUCGAAGCUUCUGGAGUUUCACCAUGGGAGCUCAAGCUUGA
Molecule: messenger RNA, 747 nt
Organism: Nicotiana attenuata
Lineage: Eukaryota; Viridiplantae; Streptophyta; Magnoliopsida; Solanales; Solanaceae
Exons: 3
Coding region: 1-747 (248 amino acids)
Source: RefSeq, a predicted model, not a curated record